AUGAACUCAGCACGAGCCACAGCAGUGAACGGAGGUUCAGGAGUAGAGAGCACUCCCGCGAACAAUGUCGGUGGUGACAGAAGAGGUUCAGCAUCAUCAGGAAUGUUCUCCGGUCUCAUGAGCCAGAAACGCAACAGUACCGAUGCUGCAGCGGCAGCAAGGCGAGAGAGCUUCCAUGAGAUGAAGCCUGCCUCCGGCUUCAUUGGAAAGAUGUGGCAUAAGUACGUUCACGACUAUGAGAUAUCUAUAGGACGAUGCUGA
Mollisia scopiformis is the source of this 261-nucleotide messenger RNA. RefSeq lists its product as uncharacterized. The record is from RefSeq and is a predicted model, not a curated record. The transcript is spliced from 2 exons. NCBI's taxonomy places the organism in Eukaryota, Fungi, Ascomycota, Leotiomycetes, Helotiales, Mollisiaceae. The coding region runs from base 1 to 261 and encodes 86 amino acids.